Molecule: messenger RNA, 636 nt
Organism: Strongyloides ratti
Lineage: Eukaryota; Metazoa; Nematoda; Chromadorea; Rhabditida; Strongyloididae
Exons: 4
Coding region: 1-636 (211 amino acids)
Source: RefSeq, a predicted model, not a curated record
AUGACGUUAGAUUUAAUAUCAAAAAGUUUAGAUUAUGUUGAUAGAGAUAUUAACAAAGAUAAUUAUCAUUUGUCUGUUAAAAAUAAAAAAGGAAAUGAUGUUAAAAGUAAAACUAAAAGAGUAUCUCGUUGUACCACAUUAAAUGAAGCAAGAAAAAUGUUUAAAUCAUCAGCUAUUGAAUGUACUUUUGAUGAGAAGACUGGGGAUAUUGUUAAAAGAAAAAAGAAAAAUACAGAUAAUGAUAAUAUUAGUAAUAUUUUAUCUACUAAAAGAGCUAAAAAGGGAGAGUGUUUAAUUGACCAAUAUCGUACUAUUAAUAAUAUUGAUGAAAAAUUUGAAGAUGAUGAGUUGACUGAUAAUGAUAAUUGUGAAGAGAAAUUGGAUAUUGACAAUAUAAACACAAUUGUUAAAUUUGUUUAUGAAGAAUCUAACAAUAGAAAAAAAGCCUUAAAAACAUUACAUAGAUCUCAACAUGGUAGAAAACGUGUCCACAUGAAAACAACCUCAAACUCAAUUUUUAAGGACUCUGAUUUCGAAGAGAUAUCUAAAAAAAACAAUACAAUUAUUUUAAAUUCCAAAGCUAAAAAGUUAACUUCUGAAGAAGAAAUCAAAAAAGCACUUGGUAUUAAAAGAUAA